Messenger RNA from Contarinia nasturtii (swede midge), 1740 nucleotides. Its product is annotated as zinc finger protein OZF-like. The record is from RefSeq and is a predicted model, not a curated record. The transcript has 2 exons. NCBI's taxonomy places the organism in Eukaryota, Metazoa, Arthropoda, Insecta, Diptera, Cecidomyiidae. The coding region runs from base 138 to 1601 and encodes 487 amino acids.
UUGAAGAUGAAAACACGUUUUUUCAGCAAAUAAGAGAACAAACGACUCAAUUAGAUUUUUGAUUUAUUUAUCGAGUAUUUCAUUGAAUUUUCAAUAUUUUUCACAAAAAUAACUAUUUAAGCAACGAAAACAAGUGAAUGGAAUGGAAUCAUAAGUUUCCGUGCGAUAAAAUAAGAAACAAAAAAAGACAGGCCACUAACACUGCAUCAAGUAAUAGUGUUAAUAAUAGUCUGGUAUCUGAUUCGGAAAUUAUGGAAAGGUCAAACACCAAAAGCAGCCAUUUUUUCAUUGAUUCGUCCGAAAUCAAACAAGAGACGGACAUCAAAGAAGAACCACAGUCUGUUGGCGUUUUGAUUGACGUUCCUGCAAUGGAUAACCGCGAUGUUGGAGGUGUGUUUGAUUCCAAUGAAUAUCCCGUCGAAUAUGAUUUCGAACAUAUGAAUUUUGACGAGGUUAAGACCGAAGUGAAGACAGAGACCGAUGAAAAGAAGGAAGGAAAUUCGAAGAAGAGCGACGAUUUGGCAGACAAUCGAGAUGAUGGUCAUCAAAAUCCGAUGCAACAACCACAAGCUGAAGACAAUCCAAUACCGAUGGACAUUGGCAAUGAAGGGAAUAACGCAAAGAAACGAGGUGGGAGUGCCGAUCAAAAAAAGAUCGCAUCGAAGAAAUAUAAAUGUGACGUCUGCGAAUAUAAUGCAGUUUAUAAAUCACAAAUAAACAGACAUAUGGUCAAACAUACUGGCAAAAAGCCAUUCGGAUGCAAGUACUGCGCAAAACGUUUCACAACAAAGCGAACUCUCCAAAGCCACAAGAAAGCUCAUGUUAAAGAGUUUUUGUUUCAUUGCGAUGGUUGUUUGGAUGGAUUCGACGACAAAGAUGAAAAGGUCGAGCAUCAGGCCAAUUGCAAGGUAUUUCGUUAUGAAUGCCAUAUUUGCAAGCAAUCGUUUGGAUCGCUGAAGGUAAAUUUGAUUGUUCAUAUGCGUGUUCACAGCGGAAAUAAACCAUUUGAAUGCAAAGAAUGUUUGAAGCAAUUUGCAAGAAAGCAAAACCUAAAUGAGCAUAUGAUAUUGCAUGCUGAUUCAUCUUUGUUCCGCUGUUCGAGAUGUCGUCGAGUAUUUUUACAAAAGGACGAACAAAAAGUGCAUGAAGAAAAAUGCAAUGCAAAUGUCUAUGAAUGUUACAUUUGUGGUAAAUUAAUUGGACCGAAGAAGACGAAUUUGGAACAACAUAUGCGCGUACAUACUGGUGACAGACCAUUUCAAUGUCAACAUUGUUUGAAGCAAUUCAAACAGAAACACACUCUUGAUGUCCACAUGAAAUUGCAUACCAUGAAGCUGCCAUUCAAAUGUUCGAUUUGUCGUUAUGGUUUUACGAAGCAAACAAAAUGUAAAGCACACGAACGAACCUGUCGUUGGCGGUGUUAUCAUUGCCACAUUUGCAAGAAGUUCUUUGGAAGUAAAUCAAAUUUGGAAAAUCAUUUGCGAUCGCAUUCGGGCGACAAACCGUUCCAGUGUACGUUAUGCAGAAUUGGAUUCGCUGUAAAGUCAAACUUAACGAAGCACACGAAGAGCCGCAUCCACAAACGGAUUGAACGAAUCUAAAUCACAACAUCCAUCAUCGACGAAAUCAAAACAAUUUAUUUGAAUUUCAUAAAUUGUUCAAUUUAAUGUUCAUACUUCAGUGAAGUAACUUCACAUAUCAAUAUCAUCAUCUGAUUUGAAUUUUUAGGUUAAGCUGAAU